GAAUUUAAAGCGCAUUUAAAUGAUAGUCAGUCUCCGGCUUCACAACCUAGACAGUCUUUAGUCAGACCGCGUAAAUCUUUGGUAGCUACCGCAACAUCAGCAGCUAGAAGGCAAUCAAAUUAUCCAGAAGGUGAUGAUGACGCUGCUGAGAAGCGUAGAAGGCGAAAGUCGCACUAUCCAGAUGACGAUACUAGCAAUAAGAACUCACCAUCGCACAAAACAAAGAAUAUGAACGUUGGUUCACGCGUAGCUAGGCAUAAACUUGCCACUACUAUCGCACCUCAGCCUGCAGGCAACACUCCAGCUCUCAGUUUAGAUGUUAUGACAACAAAUUUCGAAGAAUGGAUGAAAAUGGCAACGGACAAUAAAAUUAACGCGGCAAACACUUGGAAUUUCGCUUUAAUCGAUUAUUUCGCUGAUAUGUCUCUCUUGAGAAAUGACGACAAUCAGAAUUCAAUCAAUUUUCAAAAAGCAAGUUGCACUUUAGAUGGUUGUGUUAAGAUCUGGACAUCUAGAGUUGAUAGUGUAGCUACUGAAGCUGGAAAGCUUAUCAACGGUUUAUCAGCAGGUGGUACAAAUGACCGCGAAGAAGCCGCGAAUAAUGAAGAUGAAAGUGAUGCUGAAGAAGUCACCGAAAAAGUUAGCAAGAAAAGAAGAGCACCACGUACUGGAUCGACGUUGGUCUCAGAUUUCAACUCCAUCAAAGCAAAAGAAUUCGAAUUAGAACUGGCGGUUGACCCACUUUUCAAAAAAACCUCAGCUGAUUUCGAUGAAGGCGGUGCUGGCGGCUUACUGAUGAACCACUUGGGUGUUGAUGGUGUUGGUCGUGUUAUUUUUGACUCAUCGGAUGUUGUCAUGGUUGAAGAUGAAGACGAAUAUCAAGGCACUGACCAAGAUCCACGUAUAGACAUUAAAGAACUACAAUCAAAAUUCUUAUCUUCGAUUCAAGAACUAGAUGAAAAGGAAAUCUGCCCUUCUUUGUCAACAUUCAAAUUUUCGUUAAAUCCAACGGAUGAAGACCUAACUGAGAAUCCUUUUGAGAGACCAGUUACUCCUCAAGAUGAAAAGAUGGAAUUCCAGCAUGAUGACCAGGAUGAUUUCGGCGGUGGAGCUGAUAUGGCAGAUGUACAAAUGGACGACUUCUUUGACUCAGCGGCAAAUGACGAAGUUGGCGAAAUCGACGAAGAAGCUUGGACUGUUAACCCUACUAUCACAGCCAACGCUGGCGGUGUUGACGAAGAUGGUUGGAACAUACCUGACUCUUUAAGCAAAAAUGAGGAACAACAGCAACAGGUACACACAAUUGAUCAAUUUGAUCCAUCUGGUGAUGGUAAUAUGGUCAUGUCAUCCAUACCUAUCAAUUCUGAAGGCAUGUUCGACUACUUUGAUAAGAACAUGAUGAAAGGUUGGGCAGGUCCUGAGCAUUGGGGUGUUCGUCGUUCGGUAAAACGAGAUGCGGCUUCAGCUCCAAAGAAAGAAAAGAGUAAAGAGGACAAAACUAUUCCUAUGAUUGACUUUGAUGAGCCAACGAAAUCUAACAGUAAGACGCUCUUCAUGCCACCAACAGCAAGAGGAGCAGGAUCAGCUUCGAUUAUGAUGCCAAAGAAGAAUCGUGAUGGUGAAUUCCUUUUACCAGAUGAUAUUCACUUUAACUCAAAGCAAUUACUCAAGCUAUUUUUAAAACCAAAGGUCUCACUUAGAAUGAAAUCUAGCAAACUUAUUCCAGGGGGUAAUCAAAACAAUGACAAUGCUGAUGCUGCUGCAUUCUGGGCUGGUGCUUCUGAGGGUUUGGAAUUCGAUGAUGGUGAACAACCACCAGCUGCACCACUUGAUCCACAGUUCUUCCAAGAAGAUGAUCCAGAUAUGGGUGAUGAUUUAGUUAGCGGUGAAUUAGAUCCAGGUCAUCAAUCAGAGCAUGUGAAUGAAGAUGACGCAUUGGCUGCCACACAUUUACAACAAUUGAACAAGGUUAGACCAGAAUUUGUUAACUACUCUAAGCGCGCCAAGCGUGUGGAUGUCAGAGCUUUGAAGGACAACAUUUGGAAGAGCUUGGAAGCUCCUGAUGGGGAUGACGAGGCGGAGAAUGUCGCACCUGGAGAUAACGAUGAAAAGAAGGAAGUUGGAAAGAAGUUUUCAAGUGUUAUUGAUGGCCUAAAGAGUAGCUAUCCAACUGAAAAACUUAACGACCUUUCCACAAGUUUCUGUUUCAUAUGUCUGUUGCAUCUUUGUAACGAGCACAAUCUCAAUUUAGAAACAUUCGCCAAACAUGCUCUUGAUCCAGAGCAGCAAGAGAAAGGAUCUGUUGUCGGAUUGGACAGGGUCAUGGUUAACAAACUAGCAAAUUACGUUAUAUCUCAGACCUAAACCUUUGUAUCUCAGCUAUUUAUGUACAUUAAUACUCUA
This is a messenger RNA of Wallemia mellicola CBS 633.66, 2403 nucleotides long. RefSeq names its product barren. Gene Ontology annotation, cellular component: condensin complex. Gene Ontology annotation, biological process: mitotic chromosome condensation. Gene Ontology annotation, molecular function: chromatin binding. NCBI's taxonomy places the organism in Eukaryota, Fungi, Basidiomycota, Wallemiomycetes, Wallemiales, Wallemiaceae. The record is from RefSeq and is a predicted model, not a curated record. The transcript has 5 exons. Bases 229 to 2364 code for a protein of 711 amino acids.